Molecule: messenger RNA, 3512 nt
Organism: Camarhynchus parvulus
Lineage: Eukaryota; Metazoa; Chordata; Aves; Passeriformes; Thraupidae
Gene: SREBF1
Product: sterol regulatory element binding transcription factor 1
Biological process (GO): regulation of transcription by RNA polymerase II
Cellular component (GO): nucleus
Molecular function (GO): RNA polymerase II cis-regulatory region sequence-specific DNA binding; DNA-binding transcription factor activity, RNA polymerase II-specific; protein dimerization activity
Source: RefSeq, a predicted model, not a curated record
GGGGAGGAGGCGAGAACAUGGCUUUAAAAUAUCCCGGGGCCUCUUCGCUGCCGGGCACGGGGCUGAGCGGGGGCUGCAACCUCCUCCGCUCCCACCUCCAUGGAGUGCACCUUUGAAGACAUGCUGCAGCUGAUCAACACGCCGGACAAUGACUUCUCGGGCUUGUUCGACUCACCGUUCAGUGCCCCGGACAGCGCUGUGCCCCCGGGGCUUCCCUCCACGCCGGGCACCCUCAACACCUUCCUGGCUCCCAGCAAGCCGCCCCCCACCGCCCCCACCGGCAGCGCCUUCGCGGGGCCCCCCGGCAUGGGCGCCUUCACCCCGCCGCCCCCGGCCCCGCUGCUGCCGGCGCCGUCCCUGGGGGUCAAGGAGGAGCCGUCGGUGGUGCCCAGCAGCCAGCCCCAGCCCCAGCCCCAGCCCCAGCCCGGCGUCAUGCUGGCCCCCAGCUUCGUCCCUGCGUCCCCCAGCCCGUUCAGUCCCCAGCCCUUGGUGGGCUACCAGAACCAGCACAGCUUCUCAGCUGUGCAGCCUGGGAGUGCGGGGCAGACCCUGCCGAGCCCUCUGCCCACCCCACAACCCAGCCAGCCCGUGACACUGCCUGGCCCCGUGCAGAACAGCCCCCAGCAGCUCCUGGCCCCCGCUGCCGCCCCCAGCACCCAGUCUGUGUCACCGCAGAUCCAGUCAGUGCCGGUUCUCCUGCAGCCCCAUUUCAUCAAGGCUGACUCCCUGCUGCUCACGGCCGUCAAGACAGACGCCAGCAGUGCCAAGACUUCCACCAUCGCCUCCCUGGCCACCAGCGCCAGCGGCUCGGCCGCCCCGCUCCAGGUGCCGGCGCUGGUGAGCGGAGGGACCAUCCUGGCCACGGUGCCGCUGGUGGUGGAUGCGGAGAAGCUGCCCAUCAACCGGCUGGCGCCCAGCGGGAAACCGGCGCUGCUGCAGAGCCGCGGCGAGAAGCGCACGGCCCACAACGCCAUCGAGAAGCGCUACCGCUCCUCCAUCAACGACAAGAUCGUGGAGCUCAAGGACCUGGUGGUGGGCACCGAGGCCAAGCUCAACAAGUCAGCGAUCCUGAGGAAGGCUAUCGAGUACAUCCGCUUCCUGCAGCAGAGCAACCAGAAGCUGAAGCAGGAGAACCUCGCCCUGAAGAUGGCCAUGCAGAAGAACCAGCCUGUGAAGGACCUGGGGACCCACUGCAUCCGGGGGGCCAAGGCAGAGGCCCCCAUGGAGGUGGCGAAGGCAGAGGUGAUGGAGAUGCUGACACCGCCGCCCUCGGACGUGGGCUCACCAUCCCACAGCAGCCCACUCUCACUCAGCGGUGGCAGCAGCAACAGCAGCAGCAGCGACUCAGAGCCUGAGAGCCCCCUCUGUGCCCAUGGCAAGGUGAAGCAGGAGCACCCACCACCCUCGCCCAGCAGCCAGGGAAUGCUGGACCGCUCCCGCAUGGCCCUCUGUGCCUUCGUCUUCCUCUGCCUCUCCUUCAACCCCCUGGCCUCCCUGCUCCGGGGUUCUGCCUCCCCAGCCCCCCUGGGGAGCCAGGACACCGCUGGUCCCGGCAGGAGCAUCAUGGCUCAGUCUGGCACUCUGGAGGACCCAUGGGGGUGGACGCAGUGGCUGUGGCCCACACUGGCCUUCUGGGCCCUGAACGUGGCGCUGGUGCUGGGCGCGGUGGUGCGGCUCUUUGUCUGCGGGGAGCCCGUCACUCGCCCCCACUCCGAGCCCUCCAUCCUCUUCUGGCGGCACCGCCGGCAGGCCGACCUCGACCUUGACCGGGGAGACUUCGCGCAGGGGGCCCAGCACCUGCGCACGGCGCUCGGGGCGCUGGGGCGGCCGCUGCCGGCGUCCCACGGGGACCUGGCCUGCAGCCUGCUCUGGACCCUCCUGCGCCACCUGCUCCAGCGCCUCUGGGUGGGUCGCUGGCUGGCUGCCCGUGCCGGGGGGCUGCGCCCGGACCCCCCGCCCCCUGCCCACGUUCGCCAGAGCGCCCGCGACGCUGCCAUGGCUUAUCACCGCCUGCACCAGCUGCACCUCGCCGGGAAGCAGGCUGGGGGACAUCUGCUGGCCAUCAACCUGGCCCUGAGCGCUGUCAACCUGGCUGAGUGCGCCGGUGACGCCAUCUCUGUGGCAGCCCUGGCUGAGAUCUAUGUGGCGGCUGCUCUGCGGAUCAAGGCCAGCCUGCACCGCUGCUUCCACUUCCUGGCGCGUCCCUUCCUCUGCAGUGCCCGGCGUGUGGCCCUGUCCCACGGCGGGGCCGUGCCCCCCGCCAUGCAGUGGCUCUGUCACCCCUUGGGCCACCGCUUCUUUGUUGACGGGGACUGGGCAGUCAAGGGCGUCCCCAGGGAAACCAUCUACAGCUCCGCCGGCAACCCAGUGGACCCGCUGGCCCAGGUGACCCAGCUCUUCCGUGAGCACCUCCUGGAGAAGGCGCUGUGCUGCGUGGCCAUGCCUGAGCCCGGCCGUCCCACUGCCCAGGGAGAGGGGCGGUUCUCCGAUGCCCUCGAGUACCUCCAGCUGCUCAAUGGCUGCUCGGAUGUCAGUGGCACACCUGGCCCCACACCCUCCAUCACCUCCGGCUUGGCGGCUGUCACAGGCACUGACCCCGUGUCCAAGUGGUGGGCGUCCUUCAUCGGCAUCGUUAUCCACUGGCUGCAGGGAGAUGAGGAGGGGGCUGAGCGCCUCUACCCGCUGGUGGAGACCAUGCCCCGGGCACUGCAGAGCUCUGAGAAGCCCCUUCCCCGUGCUGCCCUGCACUCUUUCCGAGCUGUCCGUGCCUUGCUGAGCAAACAGGACGGGAGCCAGGCCACCCUGGGCCACUGUGAGAAGGCCAGCAGCUGCCUGCGGGAGAGCCUGGAGCUGGGCAGCCCCCCCAAGGGCACCAUCGACAAGGCAGUGCAGCUCCUGCUCUGUGACCUGCUGCUGGUCACCCGCACCAACCUGUGGCAGCAGCAGAUGGGGGCGAGCCAGCAGCGCAGCUGCCUCUACCAGGCGUCCGCCCUGGAGCUCCGCGGCUUCCAGCAGGACCUGAGCAGCCUGCGGCGCCUGGCACAGAGCCUGCGCCCCGCCAUGCGCCGGGUGUUCCUGCACGAAGCCACUGCCAGGCUGAUGGCCCGGGCCAGCCCCACGCGCACCCACCAGCUGCUGGACCGCAGCCUGAGGAGGAGAGGGGUGCAGGGCAGCAAAACAGCUGGCGAGCCAGAAAGCCACCCCACGGCCCGGGAGCACGCCGAGGCGCUGCUGCUGGCCUGCUGCUACCUCCCGCCCAGCUUCCUGGCGGGCCCGGGCCAGCGCGUGGGGAUGCUGGCCGAGGCCGCCCGCACGCUGGACAAGCUGGGCGACCGCCGCACGCUGCACGACUGCCAGCAGAUGAUCAUCAAGCUGGGCAGCGGCACCACCGUCACGUCGGGAUAGGUGGGGAAGGGGCCGCCAGCCCCCCGCCACCCCCCGUGGGUGCGGAAUGCAGGGUGGCGGGAGGCCGUGCCUCAGUUUCCCCGCAGGGUGACGUUAGGCAGCGGUUU